Messenger RNA from Ctenopharyngodon idella (grass carp), 2398 nucleotides. It is a transcript of the gene mansc1, whose product is annotated as MANSC domain containing 1. The transcript has 5 exons. Bases 545 to 1840 code for a protein of 431 amino acids. Lineage: Eukaryota; Metazoa; Chordata; Actinopteri; Cypriniformes; Xenocyprididae. The record is from RefSeq and is a predicted model, not a curated record.
GCGCUACAGCAGCAUCAACAACACAAUGGAGCGACACUGAGCGCGCGCACGUCACAAUUAAGAGUUCACAGUGACAUGAAGGAUGUGUGAGGAAAUCAGCACUUAAUUAAUGAUUCUCGGUGUGCUCAUUCACUGCUACUGAACAUUUAGAUUUGUGUGCAUCUCAGAUCAGAGUGUGUGUGUGUGUGUGUGUGAUCGAGAGACAGCAUCACCAUCAUCAUCAUCAUCAUCAUCAUCCCGCGGAGGACAAAGACACAGAAAUGGGUCACAGCAGCGGCUGAUCUCAUGGGAACAAAGUCCUGCCUGCCGGAGAUUCACAGCGAGUGUGUGUGAGAGUGUGUGUGUGUGAGUGUGUGUGUGUGUGAUCUGUGAACCCCAAUGACUGGAAGGAAUCAGAUGGAGAUCAGCCUUCACACGCACAACAUCGGUCAGAUUUCACAAGCGCUGAUGACUGGCUCGAGAUCUUUGGACUUCAGUACUGUUCUUCAGAUAAGCUGUUCUCGCUCAGGUCUGUGAGGACGUCUCUCUUCUCCAAUCCUCCGUCAUGUGCGUCAGCUCUGGGUUCAUCCGGACGGCGGUCCUGCUCGCGUGUGUCGUCCUGCAGGCCCUCGGCGGGACGUUUGACCCCGACAGAGAGACGUGUUACUCUCGCCAGCACCGGGACGUCGGCGUAAACACGCGUGUGGCUCUGGAUCAGAAGGGAACCGUCAUGGAGGCCCGAGCGAAGCCGUCAGAGAAGGACUGCAUCCUGACCUGCUGCUCGGAGGACGUGAGGCCAGGUCUCAGGUGUAACCUGGUGGUGUAUAACCCGCCGCAGCGGCCCGGAGAUCAGAACUGCCAGCUGUUCCACUGUCCGAGCGAGAGGGACUGUCCGCUGAAGCCGGCCAACACUGGGAUCAACACCUACAACAUAUUCAAGGGUUUAACUCAUCCAACAACUAAAGCAAAUGGAAGAAUAACAGCCAAACCUGCAGCCAGUGUACAGACACAACUGACCACCACACCGACACCGACACCGACACCACCCACAACCACAAACACCACCACAAAAUCAACACCCACAUCUACAACAACACCUACGACUACAACACCACCACCUACAAAAUCAACACCCACAACCACCACAACAACAACAACAACACCACAACCCACAACCACCACGACUCCACCACCGACCACCAGCACCGAAGAACCGUUGACUGAGUCACAAUCGGCCGUGAUGCUCGUAACCAUCGCCAUGACGACCGCACCCGCUGCCACGACAACCACCACCACCACACAAUCCACCACAACAACAACAACCACUAGAAGCACCAGCACUAAAGCGCCGCGGCCUCCCGUCAAACCCAACAGAGGCAGAAAACCCAACAAACCACCCAGACCAGAACCACAUUCAGUGAAGCCCGUCAGAACGACUGUCACACACACACCCGCCACUACAACCAGCACAACUAUACCCACAACUACAACUACUACAACCACAACAACAGCUACAACUACCACAACUACUACAACAACAGCUACAACUACCACAACUACACCCACAACUACUACUACAACAACCACAACGUCUCCCACGCCUCCACCCGCCGAGCGACCGACCGCCGCAGUGCUCGAGACGGAGAGCGAUUCGAAGCGCCGGGGUUUGGGUUUGGGUUCGGUUCCGCUGAAGCCCAAGGUGUCGCGGAUGAUGUGGAAGAACAGCCUGGUGGCCAUCGUGGUGAUCACGCUCAUCUUCCUCGUGCUCAUCCUCGCUCUGGUGGCUCGUAAAGCCAUGGAGUCCUUCGACAGACGCCACUACACCCGCCUGGAGCUCAACGACCUGCACUACGAGGUUUAACACUCGCUGGGAGAAGAGCUUUGUAUUUUAAUAUGUUUAGGCUGUUUGGUUUCCACGCUUCGAGGAGAGAAAUAAAAAGCAAUACACUGAACUCAGGUCGCCUCAAACGAUGAAGGGAAGGCUGAGAUCUUGAUGUUUCUCAGACUGUACGAGCGUCUCGUUCUCUCAGUAAACAUUAACGUUCUGUUCUGUUGUGAGAAGCACUUCACGUGUAUUUCAGUGUCGUGGCUGUUGAUUUCACAGUGUUGUCGUGUCACAUGACUGCUGGAGAGAUUUCCACAUGCAUUUCAUAUUUUCAGUGUAAUUGAAGGAGUGUGUGGAUGUGUUCCUGUGCUCGUCCAGGCGGUGGCAGCAGCGGUCAGUCAUUCACAGCAUGCAGCAGAUUCACUAAAUCUGUCCAGUUCACUCAGUUUGUUUUCAUCUUAUUCUGCUUCGGUAUUUUCUAAUCUGUUAUUAUAUGUUGUUGGUAAUUUUUUUGGUGGGCCUUGGCUUUUACAGACACCUUAAUUUAAUGUGACUAUUUCUCUUGCAAGAAAUAAAAAGGAGUCUUUUUCAAUA